CCCGCGGCCCCCGCGGCCAAAAUGGCCGACCUCCACCGCCAGCUGCAGGAGUACCUGGCCCAGGGGAAAGCCGGCGGCGUGGCGGCCGCGGAGCCGCUGCUCGCGGCAGAAAAGGCCGAGGGGCCCGCGGCAGGGGGCGGGCCGGCGGGGGCGUGGCUGGGCCGUGCUGGCCUGCGCUGGGCGUGGAGCCCCGCGGAGCCAUCGGGAGUGGCAGGGCCGGCGUGCUGGCCCGGCGUGACGCGCGCGCAGCGCCUGGCGGCGAGCGGCGUGUGCCUGCUGCUGGCCGCGCUGUGCUUCGGCCUGGCCGCGCUCUACGCGCCCGCGCUGCUGCUGCGCGCCCGCAAGUUCGCGCUGCUCUGGUCGCUGGGCUCGGCGCUGGCGCUGGCGGGCGGCACGCUGCUGCGGGGCGGCGCGGCGUGCGGGCGGCUGCUGCGCGGCGAGGAGUCGCCGUCGCGGCCCGCGCUGCUCUACGCGGCCGCGCUGGGGGCCACGCUGUACGCGGCGCUCGGGCUGCGCAGCACGGUGCUCACGGCGCUGGGCGCCUGCGUGCAGGUGGCCGCGCUGCUGGCGGCGCUGUGCGGCCUGCUGCCCUGGGGCGCCGGCCCCGCUCUGCGUCUGGCGCUCGGCCGCCUGGGCCCGGCCGCGGGCCUCGCCAAGGCGCUGCCGGUGUGA
Molecule: messenger RNA, 672 nt
Organism: Canis lupus familiaris (dog)
Lineage: Eukaryota; Metazoa; Chordata; Mammalia; Carnivora; Canidae
Gene: SFT2D3
Product: SFT2 domain containing 3
Exons: 1
Coding region: 22-672 (216 amino acids)
Biological process (GO): vesicle-mediated transport
Cellular component (GO): membrane
Source: RefSeq, a predicted model, not a curated record